AUGGCCGAGGAGGUGUCGCCACCGCCCGACCAGCUGGAGGUGGACAAAUGGGGAAGGCCGCUUGGGCCAGACGGGAAGCCGGUCGCCUCGCCCCCACGUCCUCCCAAGGAAACGAACACGUGCUGCUGUUUCCUGAUCAUCUUUGUGAUCGUCAUCGCCGCUAUUGCCGGUCUCGUCGCUAUUCUGAUCGUCACCGGCGCGAUCGGCCCCGAGCCGCCAGAGGAGACCAAAAAGUCA
Mesorhabditis spiculigera is the source of this 237-nucleotide messenger RNA. The record is from the annotation of a GenBank genome assembly. Lineage: Eukaryota; Metazoa; Nematoda; Chromadorea; Rhabditida; Rhabditidae.